This is a messenger RNA of Cladophialophora psammophila CBS 110553, 1191 nucleotides long. RefSeq lists its product as uncharacterized. The record is from RefSeq and is a predicted model, not a curated record. The transcript has a single exon. The coding region runs from base 1 to 1191 and encodes 396 amino acids. Lineage: Eukaryota; Fungi; Ascomycota; Eurotiomycetes; Chaetothyriales; Herpotrichiellaceae.
AUGGCUGACGGGACUAACCCCUCGACACGAAAGCGAAAAGCGACAUCGCCCGCCGCUGACGUCCAUCGACCUGAAAUCCCACCUUCACCCGGCUCAUCCAUUUCUGAAGACUCUUCCAUUUCCGCCACUGGGCGCUGGCUCCGAGGUCAGCCAGAUCACAUUGAGCACUGGCUUAGAGGGCUCCCCGAUCCUCUGGACGGGUACGCGUUCGACGAUGAAGAGCCUCCGCAUCGACCUCUAUCUGUCGACAACUGUGAUAUAAACCGAGAGAAAUAUUCCUGGUAUUGCACCUCGUCCUACCUGGACGCGUUGGCAGCCUCGCACAGCUUUCCGACCUCGUCGCCGGCUGGACUUACGGACUACGAUGAAACAUAUUGCAGCGCAGUGCUUUUGAGACCUCGCAUCAACCCUGAUCUUCUUUUGUUCCACGCAGACGUGUGCGACAGCCUCGCGGGCCAAUCUGAAUACACGAUCAUGAUGAGUCUACACAUCUUUGUCGCGCCAUCGGCCGAGUACCAAUAUAUGCUUGACAAGGAGCCUGAAUUCAAGGGCCUCGCAGAAUAUUAUGACCACCCUUGGAUCAAGACAAUGGCGUUUGACGGACCUCCUCCACAGCCAGAUCACACCUAUGGAUUUCACCCCUCCAAAUUCACAAAAUUCCAGCGGAGAAAACUCAACAUGAAUCCAUCCGGCGAAUUCUACCACGUCGCAAAGCACGACCUCUGGUUCCCCUUCCUGACUAGCCACUGCAAAUGCGGCAGGAGAGCGCGCGAAAUAGGCGAGCGGGCUGCCCUCCAUUCCAUGACCGUCGCCAUGCAAGCUAUUGUUAACCUCUAUCGGAGAGCGAAUCGUGCCUGGGAGUUACACAGGACGAUCCGCGGAUUUUCCAUCGUCUACGAUGAGAAGAGUGCCGUUAUCUUUGGCCAUUAUGCCGAAAUUGACGGCCAACGGACGUCCUUCUACCGGGACGUCAUCAAGAAGGUUGACCUCACCGACGAGACCGAGAAAUGGACUUGUUGGCGAUUUGUGUUGAACGUUUGUCAAUAUUAUUCGUCGAGCUUUCUCCAGCAGCUUCAAGAGGUGAUUGACGAGCUGCCUGAUCCCGCCGAAGCUGCAGAAGUCCGCCCUGGACCUGCCGGCGGCGGCGGGGAUUCGACGGAUGCAGCGCCGAGUAUUGAGAUCUUGGACUAA